Messenger RNA from Anisakis simplex (herring worm), 735 nucleotides. NCBI's taxonomy places the organism in Eukaryota, Metazoa, Nematoda, Chromadorea, Rhabditida, Anisakidae. The record is from the annotation of a GenBank genome assembly.
AUGAGCGUUGAAGAAGCUGUGCUUCGUGUUGCGUUGAGGAAUGAUUUUCAUGAAGUGGUUAAAUUAUUGCAUAAUUCAUUAACUGAACAUAUGCAUCUCGAGUACGCUUUCUUCGUUAUCAAGCACAUUAUCAGUAGACGUUUCAUCGAUAAAUACGAUUUGGUACGACAUUUAAUUGCUAGGAUUCGUACCUAUCAACUGCCUUCAAAUGGUUAUGAACUGGAACUGAUCAAGCUUCAAUAUUCAAUUGCGUUUGUUGUGAGUUCUCUCAUACUGAUGAGUGAUAUAAUUGGUUUAAGAAGUGGAGGUGCAUUGCAGUCGGAGCAGUUGACCAUAAAAAUUAGAAAACUUCUCGCUGAUUCUGGGAAAUAUUAUGAGGUUGAUCGAUUAGCACAGGAGAGUCGCAUAGCGCUGAUGUCGAUAUUGAUGAAACAGAAGCGUGUGAAUCGUUUAAGGAGAGAGUUUUACGGUAAAGCUGAACGUAUUUCUGAGCAAAUCGAGGCAGGUUUUGAUCGAAUUCGCGUCGAUAUAAUACCGCCCGAACGUGAACUACCAAUCGAUCGUCGUUUACGUUGCUCUGUUGCCGCAAUUGCACUCUACAACGAGAUUGUAGAACGAGAUGGAUUUAGUGAGCCCACACUGCUCAAGUUUUUGAAUGCUUUCUCGAAUACACCACAAAUGAAUCUGAACUUUUUUGAAUCCUCCUCACAUGACUUAUUUUCACCGAGUAACUAA